This is a messenger RNA of Vidua chalybeata, 2316 nucleotides long. RefSeq lists its product as uncharacterized. NCBI's taxonomy places the organism in Eukaryota, Metazoa, Chordata, Aves, Passeriformes, Viduidae. Gene Ontology annotation, biological process: proteolysis. Bases 1 to 2253 code for a protein of 750 amino acids. The record is from RefSeq and is a predicted model, not a curated record. The transcript is spliced from 10 exons. Gene Ontology annotation, molecular function: serine-type endopeptidase activity; protein binding.
AUGGCGGCACUUCGGCAAUUUCCGGACACCUUCGGCUCUUUCCGACCCAGUUCGGGCUCGGUUCGUUCGGCCCAGUUCAGCCCAGUUUGGGCCCAGUUCAGCGUCUCCGGCCCCCUCAGCCCCCUGCCCGGCCCAUGGGCCCCUCCCCCGCCGCAGGAGGAGGACGAGGAGGAGGAGGGCGAGGAGGAAGAGCCCGGGACGGGUCGCAGGAGCCGCUUCAAGGCAUGGCCGGACCCUCAGGCGGGUCCGCUGCGGUUCCGCUUCGGCUCCGCUUCGGCUCUUUUCGUUCUGCCCUCAAUUUUCACUCAUUUCCCGCCAGUUUUAAAUUUUUGUGGUUUUUUUUUCCCGCGAAUUUCCCAAACCCCACCCCCAAAAUUUUCGGCGUUUCGAGGGGUUUCCCUCGAUGGGCGUGGCCAAAACGCGCUGUGGGCGUGGCCUCACCCUCAACGGGCGUGUCCACGACGAAGAGGGCGUGGUCUCCGGGAAGUGGGCGUGGCCCCGGUUUUUUUGGGGAUUCCCCGCGCGCUUCCGCUCCCGCGGCGACUCCGGCGGGGCCCAAAAUCCGAGGGGGGGUCCCCAAAAUCCGGGACCCCCCGAUGGCCGAGGAGCUGCCCGUGGAUCUGCGCACGCGGCGCCCCCAAAAUCCCCCCAAACCCCCCCAAAAAUGCCGCCCCUCCCCCCCCCCCGAAACUUCGCUGCCGCUCCGGAAGCGCCGCUCGGUUUUGGGGGGGGGAAGCCCCCAAAUUUUGGGGGAAACCCCCCCGAACCCCCAAAUUCGGGCACCCCCAGCUGGAAAAAACCCCCAAAUUCGGGAUCGGCACAGGUUUGAGGGCGGAGCCGCCGCUGCCGUUUUUGGGGGCAGGGGGAAUUUUGGGGGUUCCCCCUGCCCCGAUUUUGGGCUCCCCAAAUUUGGGGGUCCCCCCUGAGCCCCCCUUGGCCGCCGCCAUCGCCGCCGCCACCCGGCAGGACGAGGACGGGGACACGCCCCUGCACAUCGCGGUGGCCCAGGGCGCGGUGGCCGUGGCCCGCAGGUUGGUGGCCCUGUUCCUGCGGGGGGGGCGCGACCUCGACGUCUACAACCACCUGAGACAGACCCCCCUGCACCUGGCGGUGAUCACGGGCCAGGUAGCCCUGGUGCGGCUCCUGGUAGCCCACGGCGCGUCGCCGAUGGCCCCGGACCGCCUGGGCCGCACCUGCGCUCACCUGGCCUGCGGCUCGCACCUGCCGGGGGGCGGGGCCACGGCCGGGCCACGCCCCCGCGUCCUGCGCGAGCUCCUGAGGAGCCCCGGGCCCCCCCCGGACCUGCAGGCGCGAGACUACGAGGGUCCCCACACCUGGUGGCCCAGGUGUCACUCCAGGUGGCAAUGUCCCCACACCUGCUGGCCCAGGUGUCACUCCGGGUGGCAAUGUCCCCACACCUGCUGGCCCAGGUGUCACUCCGGGUGGCAGUGUCCCCGUGCCGGUGCCAGCCCUGCUGUCCCUCCCUCUGUGCCGCCCGCAGGUGCCACCGUGUGCCAGCCGCCGCCGUGUCCCCCGGGCCAGCGCGUCACCUGCGAGCCGCAGGACGGCGAGGACGUGCGCGUCAUCGGGGGCUACCCCUGCCUGCCGCUGUCCCAGCCCUGGCAGGUGCUGCUCUACGGCCCCCUGCGCUGCGGGGGCGUCCUGCUGCGGCCCCUCUGGGUGCUCACCGCCGCCCACUGCGCCAAGAGGGGUCUCCGCGUGCGGCUGGGCGAGGACGACCUGACGCGGCGCGAGGGGACGGAGCAGGAGCGGCGCGUGGCGCUGGCCGUGACCCACCCGCGCUUCGACCCGGCCACGCUGGACAACGACCUGGCCCUGCUGCGGCUGGACCGGCCGGCGGCCAUCGGCCGCGGCGUCCGGCCACUGGCCCUGCCCCGCGCCUGCGCCCCGGCCGGAGCCUCCUGCCUGCUGUCCGGCUGGGGGACGGUCACCACGCCGCAGGUGACCCUGCCGAACCGCCUGAUCUGCGCCUACGUGCAGGUGCUGUCGGACGCCGCGUGCCGCCGCGCGUACCCGCAGCGCAUCACGCCCAGCAUGCUCUGCGCCGGCGUCCGCAACCGCCGCGUCGACUCCUGCCAGGGUGACUCCGGGGGUCCCCUCUCCUGUAACGGGACCCUCCAGGGCGUCGUCUCCUGGGGGCUGCAGACCUGCGCCCUGCCCGGCCACCCCGGCGUCUACACCAAGGUGUGCGAGUUCGUGUCCUGGAUCCAGGACACCAUGGACAGCACGUAGGGACAUGGGGACAUUGGGACACCUUGGGGACACCUCGGGGACACCUUGGGGACACCUCGGGGA